AUGGUGGGAGUGCUGAUUGUCCAGACCGAAGCGGGACUGCUGCCAGCAGCGGCACCUCUAGUGCCGGCAACCUUCCCUCAGCAGUUGUACGCUCGUUCGGCUUACAGCCAGGUCGUCGGUCGUAGCUAUGCUCCAUCGUCGUUUGUGCCAGUGGCCAGCGCUGGAAUAGCGUAUGCUGCCGCACCCGCCCUCGUUACCGGACCGGUACUGAAGACGCUAGCUCCGGCCCGAGCCGUCCCAGUGGCCCCAGCGCUUUCCUACGCAGCACUUCCUGCUCUCGGUUACGCCGCUGCUGCCGCUCCGGUGCCAACUGCCUUUGCACCGGCCGCUUUAGCCCGAGCGUAUGCUCCACUUCCUGCUCUUCCUACGCUUCCUGCCCUUCCAGCACUUCCUGCACCGAUCUUGCCCAGUGCACCGCUAGCUCCAGGCCUUGCACCGGUGGCCCCUUCCCAGCCAGGUGUGUUUGAUGCCCGUAAUGCACCCAAUGCUCCGGCCACACGUACCACCAACCCAACGAUUGUGUCCGCCUUCGGAUCUCCGGCCGGUAUUCGGCUAGUGGGACUACCGGGCGUGCAAACGGCUGUGCCCAACUCUCAGCAGAACCCACAGGAAGAGCAAACGAAUGUGGAAAUCGCCCGCGGUAGUCCAGCGAACGAACGUUCGGCUACCGGUGGACCGGUCGGUGCGGCUUCCAAUCAGGAAGCUUUCGGUGUUCCGGUGCCAUCGCAGCCAUCGCCAUUUAACGAGUACGGCGUACCAGCUCCGGUGACAUCCCGUGUCAACCCCUAG
This is a messenger RNA of Anopheles aquasalis, 789 nucleotides long. RefSeq names its product translation initiation factor IF-2-like. The record is from RefSeq and is a predicted model, not a curated record. Lineage: Eukaryota; Metazoa; Arthropoda; Insecta; Diptera; Culicidae.